Molecule: messenger RNA, 294 nt
Organism: Puccinia triticina
Lineage: Eukaryota; Fungi; Basidiomycota; Pucciniomycetes; Pucciniales; Pucciniaceae
Exons: 3
Coding region: 1-294 (97 amino acids)
Source: RefSeq, a predicted model, not a curated record
AUGCCACAAAAGAAACAGAGCAAAUCAACUUGGGUGCUUGACCCUGCCGUAUGGGAUCAAGUAGUUGAUUCACCUGAGGAAGAUGCCAUGAUCCGUGAGGAUAAUCACACAAUUGAUGCAGCUGGUAGUCAGUUUAGCAAGGAAAUCUCUGACUCAGACUAUGUUCCAUCUGAAGCUCGGUCUGUACUACUCUCUGAAUUGGACUCCAACAAUGAGGCCAACGGCGAAGGGUGGGAGAUGAACCCCGGGGAUCUCAGAGCUAUGGUUGAAGCAGUCAUGCCUUCAUUACAAUAA